Molecule: messenger RNA, 516 nt
Organism: Penicillium verhagenii
Lineage: Eukaryota; Fungi; Ascomycota; Eurotiomycetes; Eurotiales; Aspergillaceae
Product: acyl-CoA oxidase
Exons: 4
Coding region: 1-516 (171 amino acids)
Biological process (GO): fatty acid beta-oxidation using acyl-CoA oxidase; lipid homeostasis
Cellular component (GO): peroxisome
Molecular function (GO): acyl-CoA oxidase activity; fatty acid binding; FAD binding
Source: RefSeq, a predicted model, not a curated record
AUGUCCUCUUCCUUGAAACUCCUUUCUAAUCCAAUUUUUGAGCAUCACUACGAGGAUCUAGGGCGCGUUGACGAACUAGAGUGCUCAUACCGCCGUGCUAGGGAAAUUGAAAGAUUUCACAAUUUGAGUCUAAAGGAUGUCUUCCAUCUUACUCCAAAAUUUUGGGAUGCUCAUCAAGAUAUGAUUAUUCUUCGAGACACCACUGCUCAGAUCUUGGUCACGAUUCAGUUGAACCUCGUAGCUGGAACACUAGCUCCAUUUGUGCUCAAAAGGCCUGAUCUGGAGCCUCUUAUGAAAUCAAUCUUGAAUUUCGAUAUUUCAACCCCCUUCAUGCUGAAUGAAGUUGGCCACGGAUGCGACGCCAGAAAUCUGGAGACUACGUCGACUUGGCAGUCGGAUGGGAGUUUCAUCCUUCACACACCAAGUUCUGCUGCAAUGAAAUUCAUGCCCCCAUCUAUGCCAAUUGGUGAUACCCGUCGUAUUGCAAUUGUCUUUGCCCUUGGUGGUGAAAGGUGA